Messenger RNA from Cavia porcellus (domestic guinea pig), 1203 nucleotides. It is a transcript of the gene Hmgb2, whose product is annotated as high mobility group box 2. The coding region runs from base 196 to 825 and encodes 209 amino acids. Gene Ontology annotation, molecular function: DNA binding, bending. Gene Ontology annotation, cellular component: nucleus. The transcript has 5 exons. NCBI's taxonomy places the organism in Eukaryota, Metazoa, Chordata, Mammalia, Rodentia, Caviidae. Gene Ontology annotation, biological process: regulation of transcription by RNA polymerase II. The record is from RefSeq and is a predicted model, not a curated record.
AGAGGGGGAGGGGUGUGGCCUGUGGCUGGGUUUGUCAAGUUGCAGUGGCGCGGAGAGAGCUCUGCAAAACAAGAGGCUGAGGAUUGCGUUAGCGGUAAACCAGUUCACGCCGGAGCCCUAGGGAGGAAGCGUCUCGGUCAGAGUCGGCCGCUGUACAGGAUUCUUGAGGAAAAGCUCGCACCAGGCCGCGCCGCCAUGGGCAAGGGAGACCCCAACAAGCCGCGGGGCAAGAUGUCCUCGUACGCCUUCUUCGUGCAGACCUGCCGCGAGGAGCACAAGAAGAAGCACCCCGACUCCUCGGUCAACUUCGCCGAGUUCUCCAAGAAGUGCUCGGAGAGAUGGAAGACUAUGUCUGCCAAGGAAAAGUCCAAGUUUGAAGAUAUGGCAAAGAGUGAUAAAGCUCGCUAUGACAGGGAGAUGAAAAACUACGUUCCUCCCAAAGGAGGUGAUAAGAGAGGAAAGAAGAAAGAUCCUAACGCUCCUAAAAGACCGCCAUCUGCCUUCUUCCUGUUUUGCUCUGAACAUCGCCCAAAGAUCAAAAGCGAACACCCAGGCCUGUCCAUUGGAGACACUGCGAAAAAAUUGGGUGAAAUGUGGUCUGAGCAGUCAGCCAAAGAUAAACAACCAUAUGAACAAAAAGCAGCUAAGCUAAAGGAGAAAUACGAAAAGGAUAUUGCUGCAUACCGUGCCAAGGGCAAAAGUGAAGCAGGAAAGAAGGGUCCUGGUAGGCCAACAGGCUCAAAGAAGAAGAAUGAACCAGAAGAUGAGGAGGAGGAGGAGGAAGAGGAGGAAGAGGAGGAGGAAGAAGAGGAAGAUGAAGAAUAAGUGGCUGUCCUGUAAUGGCAUGUGGAGUAUAUAUGUGCUCAGGCAAUUGUUUUGCUAAGAAUGUGAAUUCAAGUGCAGCUCAACAUUAGCUUCAGUAUAAAAACUGUACAGAUUUUGUAUAGCUGAUAAAAUUCUUUGUAGAAAAAAAUACUUUUUUUAAAAAAUUCAGGUUGUAGCUUUUUGAGGGGCUACUACAGUUAGAUUUUAAAGCUUUUGAUGUUGAAUGUUCCUAAAUAUUUAAUGGUUUCUUUCAUGUGUAUGGUAGCACAGCAAAUUUGCAGGAACCUAGUACCAAUAGUAUGUUUUGGGUUUUUUUAGGAUGUUGCAUUUUGUUGUUUUUUUUUUUUUUAAAUUUGUAAUAAAAUUAUGUAUAUUAUA